Lactuca virosa is the source of this 1567-nucleotide messenger RNA. NCBI's taxonomy places the organism in Eukaryota, Viridiplantae, Streptophyta, Magnoliopsida, Asterales, Asteraceae. The record is from the annotation of a GenBank genome assembly.
GUUCAACUCGCGUUUCAGCGAAAUCAUAUAAAGAAUUUUCUUCGUGAGCAGCCAUCAGUGAAAUCGAACUUUUGAUUCUCGAGUUCUAAGUAUUUUAAUAUUAUUUCUUCGAUCUCUGUUUUCCGAUUUUGUUCGAUCUUUUGAAAAGUCUGAUUUGCUGUGAAAUUCACCGUAUUUGUCUCGAUUUCAAGGGAUUUACGAAUUGAUUUGCUAAUCGUACGACUCAAAAAUUAAAACCGACUUUGGAAGAUUUGAUAUAUCGAUUUAGGAUUUAGAAGAAAUAAAGGUUGGUUUUUGUUGAUUUUGUGAAGAGCGAUGUCGUCGUUAACUGUUAGGUUUAUGAUGUAAUAUGGCAUUGGCUGUCACACACUCAUACGAUGUCGCUUUACAUUGGUCGCGAGGCUUCCAAGCUUUGGAAAAGAAUAUGUGCAGAAACUACAACUGAAAUCAACCUUCUUCUGGAGAAUUGGAAGUAUAUUCUCGGCGGUUUAAUUUGCCAGUACAUUCAUGGGCUGGCAGCUCGAUCAGUUCAUUAUUUUCAUCAUCCUGGACCAAUUCUACAAGACUCCGGGUUCUUACUUCUUCCUGAACUUGGGCAGGAAAGAGCAUAUGUCAGUGAGACAGUAUUCACCUUUGUCUUCCUUUCCUUUGUCCUGUGGACUUUCCAUCCUUUCAUAUUCAAAAGCAAAAAAAUAUACACAGUUCUUAUUUGGGUCAGAGUCCUCGCGUUUCUAGUUGCUUGUCAAUUUCUUCGUAUCAUUACAUUUUAUUCAACUAUACUGCCUGGCCCAAACUACCAUUGCCGUGAGGGCUCACGUCUUGCAACACUGCCUCGUCCAGAUAAUCUUCUUGAAGUUUUUGUAAUUAUUCCCCGGGGUGUUCUUUAUGGUUGUGGUGAUUUGAUAUUCUCAUCUCAUAUGAUCUUUUCUCUGGUAUUUGUUAGAACAUAUCAAAAAUAUGGUUCCCGGAGAUUUAUAAAACAGUGUGCUUGGCUAAUAGCCGUGGUUCAGAGUUUAUUAAUAAUUGCAUCUCGUAAGCAUUACACAGUUGAUGUCAUUGUGGCAUGGUACACAGUUAAUUUGGUUGUGUUCUUUGUUGAUCACAAGUUACCAGAGCUGCCUGAUCGAAGUCUAGGUGGACUUGUGUUACCUUUGAGCAAGGAUGGCAGAAUGAAAGAAGAAGGGACUAAACUUGUGAAUGGAAACUCUGGUGAUCCUGUAGAUCGGAGGUCAAGAAGUCAAGCAAACGGGAAGGUGAAUGAAGAAAGUGAUAAUGUACACGUGGACGUAUUAGAUGGUGCUUAGUUGAUGAAACAAAGUUUCUAUUCAGCAAUUAUGACUUGAUAUGUUGACUUUUCUUUGGUGAUGUGGAAAGUCAACGAUGGCAAAAAGAACCCUAAUUUGUAUCUUUAAGGAACUUUGAAUUUGGGUGGUUGUGUUUUUCAUAGUAUUUUAUGAAUAGGUGUUGAUGUAUUCAUUUUGUUUUUUAGAUUGUAGAGUACCCAAGUUGUAUUAUGAGUUAUGAACUUUGAAUUUCUUUAUUAGCAUUUUCAUGUUCCAAGUUGUUA